Molecule: messenger RNA, 2695 nt
Organism: Podarcis lilfordi (Lilford's wall lizard)
Lineage: Eukaryota; Metazoa; Chordata; Lepidosauria; Squamata; Lacertidae
Source: the annotation of a GenBank genome assembly
AUGGCUGCAAAGGCGAGGCUGGGGGCAGCAGCGGCAUUCUGGGCCCCCCUGAGGGGCUGCCUACUCCUCGCGCUCCUGCUCCAGCUGCCAGGAGCAAGGGCCCUUUGCUACUUCCAUGCGCAAGGUGAGGCGGCCGUGGGGGAAACAGGCGGGGGGUCCAAGGCGAGGGACAACAGAAUUGUGGAGGUCCCCCCAAAGGUCAUCCAGUCCAACCCCUCUGCAGUGCAGGAAUCUCAACUAAAGCAUCCGUGGCAGAGGGUCACCCAAGCUCUGCUCAAAAACCUCCAAGGAAGGUUCCUCUGUCAAACAGCUCUUGCCACCAGAAAGUUUCCCCUGAUGUUGAGUGGGAAUCCCCUUUCUUGUAACUUGGGUUCGAGUCCCACCAUCUAGCGCAGGAGAAAACAAUCUUGCUCCAUGUGACUGGCCUUGAGAGACUGGAAGAUCAGGAAGAGCCCUCAGGGGCCCUUGGGCUACGCAGCCUUGAGGCGCCCCAAGGCUAGCACUGAUCUUCAAAUGUACAGAAAUAUUGCAAAGAAGUGGACUCACUAGCAGGCUUUGAGUAGUAAGCCCUUACAAUCAACAAAAUUAAGGUAGAGAAUGUAUGGUAAUAAUUGAAAGAAUCUAGAGGCAAUUAGAGAACAAUCAAGGUAUAAUAAUGAUAAGAAUAUAGUAACAUUUUAUUUUUAUUUUAAGAAAGCUAUAUUAAAAGAAAAUUAAACAAGUAUAAGAAGUAAAUAUGCAAGAAACCAGAAGAGGAAGUUGAGAGAAGUUGUGGGGGGUUGUAUCUGGGGAUGUUGUCUUUUCUUUUUGUGAACAAUGUUACAGUGAUGAAUAUAAAACUGCAAAAUUUAAUUAAAAAUAAUUUUUUUAAAAAAUAAAUAAAUCUUCACAUGGCAAAGGAGCAGAUUCAGACUUGACCUUAGGAAGACCCUUGUGACAGUAAGAGUGAUUCAACCACAGAACGGGCUCCCCUGGAGGAUGGUGGACUCUCCUUCUGUGGAGGUUUUUAAGCAGAGGUCAGGCGGCCGUCUGUUAGGGCUCCUUCAGCCGAGAGUCCUGCAUCGCAGAGGGUUGGGCUGGAUGAUCCCUGGGUUUCCCUCGCCACCCUACAAGCCUGAUUCUAGAGAGGCAGGAGGAGACUGGCGGUGGCCCAAGAGCACCCAGUGCUCCCCGCUUGGCCGGGAUCUGGCUGAGAACGCAGCUGGCAGAGCCGAGGGCCAGAUCCGGCGCCAGCCCUCCUCCCUGACCGCCCUCCCUCCUUCCUUCCAGCCCCCUGCCUCUACAAGGAAAAGCACUUUGGCCCCGGAGAGUCCUGGCAGGAUGCCAACUGCUCCAAGUGCUUCUGCCUGGACCCCCUUGGCGUGGGCUGCUGCGACAUGUGAGUUGGGCAAGGGGGGUGCAUGUGGGCUGCAAUGAGCAGGGAGGGGGCACGUGUCUGGGAGGGGAAACGCAAGGAGACCCCCCUCCCAAGUAGCAGCUCCCAGAGGGCACCACACCUGGAAGGGGCCCGGGCAGGUGAGGCGCCUGGAAGACGCCACCCAAGGGUGAAAAUGGGGUCCUGGCCCCUGAGGCAUCCUUGCUCCAGGCUCUCCUGGCAUUGCGGCACCCGGGGCCAAGGCCGGGCAAAGGGGUCAUUUCUGGGACACAGGAAAGAGUAGGGAAAAGCAAGCAAAAGUCAGGGAUUGGGACCCGGUGUUGCUGCCUGAGCAGAUUUGAGCCUGCGAUCUGAGGAGAUGCCGAGUCUAGCAGAGCAUGAGACUCUUCAACUCGGGGCGAGAGAUUUGCCCCACGAUGGGCAAAAAAAAAUCUGCAUUGAAGGGGGUUGGACUGGAUGACCCUUGUGGUCCCUUCCAAAUCUACACUUCUUUGAGGGGCCCACUGAGAAGAAACCCACCUGCCCAAGGAGGGGUGAAGUCUGACCCCCGUUUCUGAGUGGGGACGGGACCGCCUGGCACAGCAGCUCAGAGGGCCAGGGAGGGCCGAGUUCGAAUCCUCUCCUGCUGGUCUCAUUGGACGAUCAGAGCCAGCCCCAUGCCCCCCCCCAUGGCCAGCCUAGCAGGUGCAAAGUGAGGGGGGGUGGAGACCUUCACAGCCCCAGCUCAACUCCUUGCAGGGAUGGCAGGAUCAAGCUGAGAGGCAGUUGGGUGUCUGAGAGAGAUGCCUCCUUCUCCUCCUCGCUCCCUGCCAAGCCCCCCCCCCAUAAAUCAGCCACAGGGCCAUGCGGGGCCCGGCGGGCCCCCCACCCACAUCAACCACCCCAAGGAGGGGAGCUGCAUGGCUGAAAGCAGGAGGAGGAUUGGGGCCUCCUCAGCACCCAGUGGCUGCAGGGAGCCUGGAUCAGGCCCACAGUGCCAUGGGGGGGGGGGAGUAGGCCAAGGGGGGUGCUUUUGCUCUGAGAAGCUCAAGAGCCACUGGACUGGCUGGGCCUGAUCCGGCAGCCUCUCCCCAUGUUCUCAUUGCCCCCUCUCCUCCGCGCAGGAUGCAGCCUCCGGUCGACUUCCCCGCCUGGUGCGAAGCGCGCUACGACUCCCGGGCCUGCAAGAUCUCGCUGGUGCAGAGAGGCAGGCCGAGGCUGCCCUGCGUGAACAACCUGGAGCCCGGCUGGGGGUCAGGCCAGGCCCCUGAGCAGCAGCCUGGCAGCCGAGGGGGGGCCAAGGCCCGGCUGGGGAGGCAGAGCCUGGAAGCGAAGCGCUGA